This is a messenger RNA of Vicia villosa (hairy vetch), 2859 nucleotides long. Its product is annotated as GBF-interacting protein 1-like. Bases 83 to 2449 code for a protein of 788 amino acids. Lineage: Eukaryota; Viridiplantae; Streptophyta; Magnoliopsida; Fabales; Fabaceae. The record is from RefSeq and is a predicted model, not a curated record. The transcript is spliced from 9 exons. Gene Ontology annotation, cellular component: nucleus.
UCUCUCUCUUGUAAAAACACAGAGGCAGCAGUAGUGUCCCUCCCUCUCUCUCUCUCUCUCUCUCUCGUGUUUCAUAGAAAGAAUGAGCGGCGGCGGUGGUGGCGGGUCUAGGGUUCCGAUCCCCAACAAUGUACGGAGUACCAUCAUUGACAUCAGAGAGAUCACCGGAAAACAGCACACCGACGAUGAAAUCUAUGCCGUCCUUAAAGAAUGUUCCAUGGAUCCCAAUGAGACCGCUCAGAAGCUUCUCUAUUUAGAUACUUUUCAUGAGGUAAGAAGGAGGCGCGACCGGAAGAAAGAAGUAUUGAGCAGCAGGGUUUCUGAGGAGUCUAGAUCAAGGCAACGUGGACAGGGGAGGGGGGCACGGGGAGCUUCAGGAGGCUAUUCCUCAAACUUUUUUGAUGGUGGUGGCGGGAGGAACUUUGCUAAUCGAAGGGAAAAUGGUGUCCAUCAUAUUGCAGAGAGAACUAAUGCUUCCUCUACACAGUCAGAUUUACAGAAGAUAACUAAUACACCACCUCAAGCCUCAAGGGGUUCAGCUGUUGCACCCCAUAAUGCUGCAAAUCCAUCCAAUGGGAAGUCUGGUCAUGGUUCUUCUAACCAAUCUCUCACAGGUAGUGUAGUGAGUGUCCCUAAAACCAGUUCAGCUGCUAAUGACACUGUCAAUCAAGAAAAUGUCCAACCUCAAGCUGUUGUUGCAACCAUUUCCCUUAACGAAACCGUCGGCUCAAUUACAAGAACUGACCAAAGUAAAUCUUCAAGUUCCGACCAAGGAAAAUCUUCAAGUUCUGACCAAGGAAAAUCUCUAUCAAGUUCUGACCAAGGAAAAUCUCUAUCAAGUUCUGAUCAACAUCCAAUUUCUAUAUCUGGGGUUUAUUCCUCUUCAGAUUCCAUGCUUGCACCAUCUAUCGCCCAGAAUCCUGGCGUUGGUGGUGCCAUCAGUAGGGAAGUAGGGUGUGACUUGAUAUCUGCUGGGCCAAAUCAUGUUAAAGGAAACAAACUCGAAGAAGCUGGUGAUUUAUCAGCAUCUGAGAAAGAAAAGUCCCGGUCAAUGAUUUCAACAAGCAACCCAAAUGCCUUACAGAAGUCAAAAGAAGUUGAAAGUAACCAGUUAUCUGAGCCCUUGCAACUCUCAUCCUCUUUAUCAUUGAAUAGCUCUUUGAGACCACCUCAAGAUGUUUCUGAAACAGCCAAUGUCACAGAAGUCUCAGCUUCAGAAGCUCAUGUGCAAUCAACUGAGUUGAGGCCACAUGUUACUUUUCCAAACCAUUUCCAAGUGCCCGAGGCUUUGAAAAGCGGUCUGACAUUUGGAAGCUUUGAUAAUUUUGGUACAAGUGAAAGAUCUUAUAAUGUAACUGGUUGUGAGAAUAGUACCUCUUCCACUCCUGAAACUUCUCCAGGGAAUGAUGAAGCUGCUACUUCUAGCAACCAAAGUGUGCCAUUGAUUGAGCAUGGAGGUCAUGUUGAUUAUGCACAUUCUUCAUCUUAUCUAGUUAAAACGACACUGGCUUCAGAUGGCAUUUCUAUAACUGAUAAUGAUUCAAAGAUUGAGCAGCCAAAGCAGGAGGUAUUGUUAACUCCCGAGGGCCAUCCGAUUCUGACUGUUCAAAGUGCUCAAAACUAUGGUUUGAAUUUAAUGUCUACCAUGUUAGGGACUCAGCAAGUUCAAUUUGACGGUAGUGAGCUUCAGGCCCAAGAAACAUCACACUUACCUUCAUUUGUUACUGCAAGUUCUCAGGCGGUGUCCCCCAGCCCAACCCCACCUCUACAGAGCAAUAUACCUCCACAGCCGGUUUCUUAUUUUAGGCCACCAUACCCAGCUAACUUCUUCCCAUAUGGCCCCUAUUACCCCCCAAUUUACUUGUCUCCGAUGCAUCAAUUUCUAAGCCACAAUGGUUUCCCUCAGCAGCCAUCAGCUGGCAACAUGUAUCUACCAGCCGCCACUGCAGCUUCUGGAGUCAAAUUCCCUCUACCACAAUUUAAGACUGGAGCAAACACAGGAAAUAUGGCUCAUAUUGGAAUUCCUUCUGGAUCAUUAAUGUCUCCACCUGUUGGGUAUGCUCCUACUCCAACAGUGAAUACUGGAAGCUCCGCCGGAAAUGAAAAUCCUGCAGUGUCUCAGUUGAAAGAAAACCAGAUCUAUACAACUGCACAACUGAGUGAAGGUUCUGCUGUGUGGAUACAUGCACCAGGCCAAGAUAUAUCCGGUUUGCAACUUAAUUCUCUAUAUAACCUUGCCCACCAGGGACAGCAUCUCACCUUCCCCCAGACACAGGCUGCUCCCGGAGCAUUUCCUGGUAUCUAUCAACCAGGGCAGACUGUAGCUUCACCUUCUACCCUCUUGCAGCAGUCUCAAGCCAUUGCUGGGCCUGUUGAAAAUGUAGGCCCUCCUCCCGGAUCUUAUCAGCAGCCUUCACCCGCACAGAUCAGUUGGAAUUCUAAUUUUUAGGAUGGAAAACAUUUUCUUGAUACCAUAAUUUUCAAAUGCAAAAUGUUCUCAAAUCCACGAAGAAUGAAUAUUGGCCUGAUCUGAAGUGUAAAUAACAAAUGCGGCCAAAAAAUGAGAAAAGAAAGUUAGUAAAUGUUGUUGAUGCUGAUGGUUUUAGUUGCAGGUUUUUGGUUUUAUUUAUAUUUUUAGAGGCUUCAGGUUAUUCAUGCCUCACAUGUUCUUUUGCCCCUUAGAAACAUGUAGUUGUUGCUAUAAGGACCUUAGUAAUAGUUCAAUAGAGUUGGUGAGAUUUUUCAAUUUUUCCGUUCUCAAUUCUCACCUGUAUACUACAUUUUGAUAGCUUAAGACAUUGGAUUAUACUGUCAUAAUAUAUGGUUAUUGAUUAUGCAGCAUCUAUUUUUAUUCAGCAA